Grammomys surdaster is the source of this 1118-nucleotide messenger RNA. RefSeq lists its product as uncharacterized. NCBI's taxonomy places the organism in Eukaryota, Metazoa, Chordata, Mammalia, Rodentia, Muridae. The record is from RefSeq and is a predicted model, not a curated record. The transcript is spliced from 6 exons. The coding region runs from base 182 to 904 and encodes 240 amino acids.
CCUUUUGGAAUGAGCAUGUGGCUGACCCUCAAAGGCAUGUCCCCUCCCUCUCCACCCUCCUUCUUGGAGAUGUCCCUUCCUUUUGGGGUAAUGGGGACAUUAGGAGCAACCUCCUAGGGCUGUUGUGAGAAUUAAAUGAACUACAGCAGCCUGAGGCAGGGCUGGGCAGAAAUCUCAGCACAUGUUUGUUGAAAGGUUCACAGGUGGAUCUAGUCCCCAACCCACGGUCUCAUGUGCCUCAUCUAUUCUCCUGCAGUCUCCUGUAGCCCCUAUGUCCAGGGCUCUUCUCGCUCCAGCCCGGCUUCUCGAGGCCUGUCUACACUCGCUGCUUUCCUUCCUCAUCUCCAAUUUCCCCUCCAACCCACUGCUUCCUGACUCGCUCUUCUCCAUCGAACGGCUCUCGCUCAGGCCUGUCGCGUCUUCCUGUGCCAUUUCCUGUUGUGCUCAGGUUCCACGAGCUGCCCAUCUCCACAGAAGAGCAGCUGGCAUUGCCCACCGGCCAUGCCGGCUGAAGAAGAGAGGACUGAGGACCCCUGGAUGCCCAGCGCGAGGACCCCAGGACGCCCAGCGCGAGGAUCCCAGGAUGCCCAGCGCGAGGACCCCAGGACGCCCAGCGCGAGGACCCCAGGACGCCCAGCGCGAGGACCCCAGGAUGCCCAGCGCGAGGACCCCACGGCACAUCACGACCCUUCUGGAUUGGGCCAAAGUCGUCAUCUGGAAUCCUGCGUGGGACCCUGGACACAUGGACACAGAAACCUGCCCCUGGGACCCUCCAACUGUCAAUCCUUCCACAGCCACGGGGACGUCUUGCACAUUUCCUGUGGGACAUGCUGGACCCAAGACUCUGGACCCUGGCCUCCCCUUGAGUAGAGAGACCCAUCUACUGACUGAUGAACUGUGCUGACCCGAGGGUCAGGCAUGUGGCCUUGAUCCCUGUCCAUGGACCCUGAGACUUGACUUGGGGGAGGCUGUUGUGUCUUCACUGUUGAGUCCACAUCUGUGAAAUGGGCUCAGGUUCCUACCUCACAGGGCUGUUGUGAGGCAGCUGUGGUGUGCUUAGAAGCAUGGGGCCUGGUGGCUCAUGGUGCUUUCAAUAAAUGUUUCUUGUCUUAACUAAA